Molecule: messenger RNA, 1824 nt
Organism: Penicillium coprophilum
Lineage: Eukaryota; Fungi; Ascomycota; Eurotiomycetes; Eurotiales; Aspergillaceae
Product: serine/threonine protein kinase
Exons: 2
Coding region: 1-1824 (607 amino acids)
Biological process (GO): peptidyl-serine phosphorylation; peptidyl-threonine phosphorylation
Molecular function (GO): ATP binding; protein serine/threonine kinase activity
Source: RefSeq, a predicted model, not a curated record
AUGCCACUCAAUUCCCAGUCCAAACAAGAUUUGAGUAAGAAAGGCCAGAGUAAAGAGCACAGAGAAGUGUGCACUGAGGAUGAAGUGGCUACGCUACAAUUGACGGUAUCGGAUCUCGAUUCGGACGAACCCACUCAGCCGUUGUCGCCUCCAUCCCUUGAAGCGAGCGAGAAGACAGACCAUAGUAAGGAGUGCAGAGAAGUGUACACUCAGGAUGAAGUGGCUACGCUAAAAUUGACGGUAUCGGAUCUCGAUUCGGACGAACCCACUCAGCCGUUGUCGCCUACAUCCCUUGAAGCGAGCGAGAAGCAAUCUUCCGAUCUGGAUUUCAGCAAGCUACGUCUAGACUCGGUCAAGUCUCAAGAUCCGACUGCCAGAAUAUUAUUGUACCCCAGGAUCCCAGAAUUACAGGUCUCUUCAUAUGGUGGGACCGGAGGCUACGAUAAGUGGGUUGACGUUGAAAUGGGCGACAGCUCAGAGGAAACUGAAUCAGUCAAAGUCCUCGUCGUGGCCCCUAGCGCCAAGCAGCUCGGAUGCACCGUUACCUAUGAAGAUGUGAUAUUUCACUUGUACUUUGAUCCCGCACAGGAUCGUCUCAUUCUCCUGAAUGACUGUUCGCAUGCAAUCAUCGGCAGGCGGCUCGAUGAGGACUCGGUGGAAGUUCAGCCUAGCCAGAGCGCCGCUUUCUACACAGGCUGCUGGGCCAUUUACAUCGAAGAUAGGACUGUCAUUGAGUUUGAGCUCCUUCCACGGACAGAAUGGAUGAUCUUUGCACGACUGGCUACCAAGCGACCUGCACCGACCUCCUCGCCUCCACCCUCAAAGAGGGCAAAACUCCGAGAAUCCACAUACCGCAUUUCUGAACCCUCACGCAGUCUACAGGCUGUUUCAGCUGGGAACGUGCUUGUGAAUCUUGCGCAAGGCGACACUAUGUAUAUUGGGGCUGGUGGCAAAGGGUAUCGGCUUACGCGACACGAAGCUAUUGCGGAGCAACCGAAUUCGUCUGUAUGGCAGGCAGACCACUCGGAUAUACCAGGAAAGAGGAUUGUCGUUAAAGUCAUCAAAUCCAUUAGCACAAAUGAGAAUCACACAAUCCAGGCUCUUGAGUCUUGGGCACGUGAGUCGGAGAUUCACUCUUCUCUUGGGAGUCAUUCGGCGAUACUCAGCAUGCUCGGCUCUGACGCUCGAUUCCAAAGUAUAUAUACUGAGCAUAUUGACGCCCAAUCGCUAGUAUGUUUCCGACAGCCAGGGAACGAUAGUUUCACCGGGAGUACUUCAGAUGCGCAGAGGAUACUGGGUGACAUGGCCUCAGCACUCGACUUUCUACAUAGCAGCAAAAUUGUUCACAACGAUAUCAAACCAGCUAAUAUUCUGUAUAGCCCCGCUCGGGGUGGUGUUUUGAUCGACUUUGGUCGUAGCUUCACGGCUGGUCGCCCCACCGCGACUGGCGGCUCACCAUGGUAUCUGGCACCCGAAUUCAUGUUUAACUGGCGCACACGCGGCCCGCCUUCUGAUUUAUGGGCCUUGGGAGUCGUUAUGCUGUGGCUGUUAGGUCGCAUCCCUUUACCCGAAAAGACGACUAGCUGGUUGAUUGCAGACAUACAUACGUCCUCAAUCGGAUCAAGAUCUCAUACAAAUGCAAUGGAAAGAAUGAGCCGGUGGGUUAAUCAGGUUAAAACUGCUCGGUCAAAGCUAAAUGACGAAGAGGAAUCAAUCACCUGGGUCGUGAAAGGUUUGCUGGCCCCGAAAUUCAAAGAGCGGCUUAAUGCAGAAACACUGCAUAAACUAAUGACGAAGAAACAUUCAACCGAAUGUGCGAAAUGA